Molecule: messenger RNA, 1511 nt
Organism: Poeciliopsis prolifica (blackstripe livebearer)
Lineage: Eukaryota; Metazoa; Chordata; Actinopteri; Cyprinodontiformes; Poeciliidae
Product: T-cell acute lymphocytic leukemia protein 2-like
Exons: 2
Coding region: 127-594 (155 amino acids)
Biological process (GO): regulation of transcription by RNA polymerase II
Molecular function (GO): DNA-binding transcription factor activity, RNA polymerase II-specific; RNA polymerase II cis-regulatory region sequence-specific DNA binding; protein dimerization activity
Source: RefSeq, a predicted model, not a curated record
CAGGUGAGAAUGAAAAUCAUAAAACAUUAAAAACAACUUCCUGUCUGGAAAUAAAGUCUCUGAAGCGACUUUCAGUUUCUGCUUUGGUUAUUGUAGCAUUUCCUUUAUCAUGGUUCACAUUGAUAGAUGUUCUUAUUCUGCAGAGUUUGCUGCGUCCCGCUGCAGCGGAGCGGAAGUCCGGAUGAGACGGGAACCAGUGGUGGGUCGCGACCUCUGGGCAUUCAUCGGGUCUUCACCAACAUCCGGGAACGCCGGCGGCAGCAGAGCGUCAACGGGGCGUUCGCCGAGCUGCGGCGCCUCAUCCCCACUCACCCCCCCGACAGGAAGCUGAGCAAGAACGACAUCCUGCGCCACGCGCUGCGCUACAUCCACUUCCUGGACCGGCUGCUGGUGGACCAGGAUGGCGGCGGCCUGCAGGGGGCGUCUUCGCCCCGCUGGGCCCGGAGCUCAGAGGACGGCGUGUUGGAGCAGCAGCGCUACCUGCACCGCUACCAGGUGCAGCUGAGCAGCCAAUCAGAGCCCGCCGACGGCCAGACCCCGCCCAGACUGGAAGCUGAACUGGAAACCAGUUCUGGUGUUUGGCUUCUAUGUUAAAGACUUUUGGCUCGGUGCGGAUAUCAAUGUCAAAAACUGCAUUUCCAUUUGAAAUGAACAUAAAACUUUGUUGAUUUUCCACAAAGUAGGAAGAAUAACAUUUCAACAUUAGCAACAUUUCGCUAAUGUCGAAAUAACACAAUUUUAAAAUUCCAGUGGAAAUAAGGAACACAAUUAAAAUCACAUGGUGAGUCAGUUCACACAGGAAGCUGCGCCACCGUCCACUUCCUGUCGCCUUUGUCGUUUCCUCCAGUAGUAACUUCCUGUUGUUAGUCAUGUGACCCAGAAUCAGUGUUUCUGUCGUUGUUUUGUGAAAUGAAACAAUUUUAAUACGAAAAAAAAACUACAAAAUGUGAGUUUUGUCUAGUUUGAUUUAAGUGAAUUUAUUCAGCAAACAUGAAAUUGUGUAACAGCGUCGUCAACAGAAACGCAACGAAGUUUAUAGAUUGUUAGGCUAAAAAUGAUGAAGAUGACGAUCAUCAUCAUCAUCAUCAUCAACCUUUUGUUUCAGAGAAACUUAAGAAGUGACGCCAUGUGACAUUCACAUCUACACUGCAAAAACACAAAAUAGAACCAAGUGGUUUUUAUCUAGUUUCUGGUUCAAAGGUCACUGAAACUAAAUUACUUCAGGAAGAUAUGAGAUUUUUAAAGUAAAUAAUUCCUUAUAUUAGUUAAAUAUAAGGAAUCUGCAGGUAGAUUAUUUCAUUUAUAAUAUUGGAAAAAUGUUUUAACUGAAAUAAUGUGAAAGUAACUUGAAGUGUUUGGUCAACAAUCAGAAUUUAUUUCAACACCAAUAACUUCUGGCUGAAAAGUGAUUCGUAAAUUGAUUUGAAGUUAGUGAGAUAUUUUCAUUAGGAACCAAAAACAUUUUGUGUUUUUACAGUGUCUUUGUUGUUUCAGUAGAAAAUGAGUUUUCA